GAUUAUGCUGAAUUCCUUAGUGUGGAUCCAACUGCUUCGAAUUCCGAAAUCGACGGUAGCGGCAAUAACAAAUACACGAUGAUGCAAUUUGCAAUGCUGUACUUCCGACGACCGAAAGGAAUGCCAGCGGACAUAACGGGACUGGGUAAUGGUGGAGAUACGCCACAGCGAAAAAGACUGAUUAGCUCGGAUAUCUUGCAACUGUUGCUCGCAAUUUCGUACAAUUUUAAUUUUGCAGAAAAGGACUGGACAUGGAAAGAGAUUGCAGAAAAGGUGAAAUACACCAAUAAACCGAUUGGUCACUCACUGCUGCGCCUCGAUAACAACGAAGCAGAUAAGCUAGCUCAAGAAGCAUUCAUCUGUGAGUACAUCAUGCUUUUAAAGCCAUUAUUUUUUGUGACGGGCACUAAUCCCGAUAUUGGCAUAAUGCGCUACAUGGGUGACGAGAAUCUAAAACGAGGACAAACUUUGACGGAUUGUGUUUAUGAGCUUCUGAUGAUCUGUCAUCAGUAUCAGCCACUUCGCGAUGAGGUCUACUGCCAGAUCAUUCGUCAGACAACCAAUAACAAAAGCACAAGAGCAGACAGUUCGAUCCGCGGUUGGCGUCUCUUCUCAAUUUUGACUGCUUACUUCGACUGUUCAGAGGUGCUGAAACCAUACUUGUUCAAAUAUCUCAUUGAUAUGGCCAGUGAUCCGAGAAGAGCCUAUCACGGUGGGUUUCUUUUUCUACACUCUUGCACAGCGUCGAUAUGUUUGCAAAAUUUGGUAAAAACAUUUAAGUACGGUGGCCGGAAAUUUCUACUGAGCGGACGAGAAAUCGAGGCAAUCACGGUAAGU
Messenger RNA from Gongylonema pulchrum, 837 nucleotides. The record is from the annotation of a GenBank genome assembly. NCBI's taxonomy places the organism in Eukaryota, Metazoa, Nematoda, Chromadorea, Rhabditida, Gongylonematidae.